CUGUGUGUCUGGUGUAGAACUGGUUGCAAAAUGGCGGACGGAGAGCUGAAUGUGGACAGCUUGAUAGCCCGGCUCCUGGAAGUGCGAGGAUGUCGCCCUGGAAAAAUUGUACAGAUGACUGAGGCUGAAGUUCGAGGCCUGUGUAUAAAAUCACGAGAGAUCUUUCUCAGCCAACCUAUCCUCUUGGAAUUGGAGGCACCAUUAAAGAUCUGCGGUGAUAUUCAUGGACAAUACACAGACCUUCUGAGGUUGUUUGAGUAUGGAGGCUUUCCACCUGAAGCAAACUACCUGUUUUUGGGAGAUUAUGUAGAUCGAGGCAAGCAGUCAUUGGAAACUAUUUGCCUUCUUCUAGCAUAUAAGAUCAAAUACCCAGAAAACUUCUUCCUUUUGAGAGGGAACCAUGAGUGUGCAAGCAUAAAUCGCAUCUACGGCUUCUAUGAUGAGUGCAAAAGACGUUUUAAUAUCAAACUCUGGAAGACAUUCACGGACUGUUUCAACUGUCUGCCGAUUGCAGCCAUUGUGGAUGAAAAAAUCUUCUGUUGCCAUGGAGGGCUCUCGCCAGAUUUACAAUCAAUGGAACAGAUCCGCAGAAUUAUGAGACCGACCGAUGUCCCUGACACAGGGUUGCUUUGUGACUUGCUGUGGUCAGAUCCUGACAAGGAUGUUCAAGGUUGGGGUGAGAAUGACCGUGGAGUUUCUUUUACCUUUGGGGCUGAUGUAGUCAGCAAAUUUCUGAACCGGCACGAUUUGGAUCUAAUCUGUCGCGCACAUCAGGUGGUUGAAGAUGGCUACGAAUUCUUUGCUAAAAGGCAGCUGGUUACAUUGUUCUCUGCUCCCAACUACUGUGGAGAGUUUGAUAAUGCUGGAGGAAUGAUGAGUGUUGAUGAAACAUUAAUGUGUUCUUUUCAGAUCCUAAAGCCUUCUGAAAAGAAAGCAAAGUACCAGUAUGGCGGGCUGAACUCCGGCCGCCCUGUUACACCACCUCGCAUGGCAAACGCACCCAAGAAGAGGUGAAUAUCCACGACCAUGCAGCCACCUUUCAUUUAUACACAGAGAAAGCUACCAGUAUACCAGUUCAUAUACUAAAGUGUGUAACCUGUAAGAACUGUACAACCAUCUGCUACUGUCUUUAAGCCUCAAUGCUUGUAAAAAAAAUUAAAUAAGUCUUUCAAAGUUUUCCAGUAAAUACACAGGUGUGGCAUAUUGUAAUGUAAAUCAGUGUGAUACCGUAACCAGCACAUUUUAAAAAUAUUUGCGACUGGACAGGGAUGAAGGUUCGGGUUCAAGUAAGAUGAGGAUAAAGGCUGUUUGUCAACCAUUGGACGUUCUCUGGUGAAAUCUUUAAACUUUAAAACAACUGAAUUUC
Molecule: messenger RNA, 1366 nt
Organism: Callorhinchus milii (elephant shark)
Lineage: Eukaryota; Metazoa; Chordata; Chondrichthyes; Chimaeriformes; Callorhinchidae
Gene: ppp1cb
Product: protein phosphatase 1, catalytic subunit, beta isozyme
Biological process (GO): regulation of circadian rhythm; circadian regulation of gene expression
Cellular component (GO): cytoplasm; nucleus
Molecular function (GO): protein serine/threonine phosphatase activity
Source: RefSeq, marked provisional